AUGGGUCAUCACCAACGUCAUUGUGGACAAAGGCCCACUCAAUCCCAAGGUCGUCAAGGAAACAAUCAGCCUUUGCACAGUCCAAUCAAUGGUGGUGCUUAUGCAAGACAAGAAUGUCUUAGUAAUAGCAAUAGAACAUCCAAGCAGUCGAGCAAGCCAACUGAUCGCUUCUAUCAAAGCAAGCCAACCGAUCGCUUCUAUCAAAUCAACGGGUUGAUGCACUUUCUAACAGUAGAGGGAACUGUGGAUGGAGUUCCAUCCAAGUGUCUUAUCGACACAGGAGCAUCUGUUUCUUUAGUCCCGCCCUCAUUUGGGAGUGGCAAGACAGUACAUCCUUGUUCUGAAAGUAUUAUGUUACGUGCUGUCAAUGGCACCCCAUUGAAAGUACUGGGCAAGAUUGACCUAAUUGUGGCUCUAGGUUCUUGGGAGGCCCCACACCGCUUCCUGGUUGUGGAAACCCAGACAGGACCUAUCUUGGGGUCAGACUUCCUGGCUAGUCAUGGAAUGAUCGUGAAUUUGAAAGACAGUAGAAUGAACUGGAUUGGAGGAUCAGUGGAAUUAGUUAGGUCUGUGGUAGGGGAUCAAUCUUGCAGUCUUGUCCUAGAGGAACAAGUUUCGACCACAGGAAUGGAGUGUGUGGUUGUCAUGGCCAAGGUGGUGAAUAACAAUGGCACUCACCUCACAGGAGCUGCCAUGUUAGAACCUGAUGAGGAAUUGGUGACUAACACAGGGACACUGGUGGCCAGAGUACUAGUAGAUGCCUCAAAAGAUAGGGUACCAGUACAGUUGAUGUUUCUCCAAGGCCCCAAGUGUCUCGAGAAGGGAACAGUGUUAGGAGAGUUGGAAUGCAUACAACAUUCUAAUACACCAUUAGCAUCUAGUGGAUGCCCAGUCUAUGCAGUAAGUCAUGAGCAGUCACACUCGGCUUUUCUCAGCCAGUUCAACUGGGCAAAAACCAGACUUAGCCCACAGGAGAAAGGAGUCCCAGUGAUAUGGGCCGAACAACUAUUGUGA
Messenger RNA from Corticium candelabrum, 1014 nucleotides. RefSeq lists its product as uncharacterized. Bases 1 to 1014 code for a protein of 337 amino acids. Gene Ontology annotation, biological process: proteolysis. Lineage: Eukaryota; Metazoa; Porifera; Homoscleromorpha; Homosclerophorida; Plakinidae. Gene Ontology annotation, molecular function: aspartic-type endopeptidase activity. The record is from RefSeq and is a predicted model, not a curated record. The transcript is spliced from 2 exons.